CUUGGGCCCGACCCCAUUUAAAUUUCGGAAUAUUUUUCUCGGGAAACGAACAUUUCCCGACGAAAAGAACUCCAGCUCUCGUUACUUCAGAUUCUUGCAACUGGCAUUUGUGCAAAAUUUUCCCCCAAACCAAACAGUGGAAAAUCCCUCUUCUGCUCGAUGGCUCCUCCCAAGAAAUCCAAAAAAGCCAAACGAGAAUCGAAGAAAUCGAAGAAAUGCAAAAGCAUGAGCGUAGUUCCAAUAGAGCCCAGAGCCACUGAAUCUGACUGGUGGGACAGUUUCUGGCAAAAGAACUCUCCAAUCCCAGGUUCAGCCAUACCCACCGACGAGGCAGAAGGAUUCAAAUUCUUCUUCAGGGUGUCAAAGAAGACAUUUGACUACAUCUGUUCACUUGUAAGACAGGAUCUUGUGUCAAGGCCGCCAUCGGGUCUCAUCAACAUUGAGGGAAGGCUUCUUAGUGUGGAGAAACAAGUUGCAAUUGCCCUGAGAAGGUUGGCAUCCGGUGAGUCCCAAGUCUCUGUUGGAGCUGCCUUUGGCGUUGGCCAGUCCACUGUUUCUCAGGUGACUUGGAGGUUCAUUGAAGCAGUGGAAGAACGAGCUAAGCACCAUCUCAGGUGGCCUGAUUUCAAUAGAAUGGAGGAAAUCAAGUCCAAGUUUGAAACAUCAUAUGGAUUGUCCAAUUGUUGUGGAGCCAUUGAUGCAACUCACAUCAUUAUGACCCUUCCCGCCGUUCAAACUUCAGAUGAUUGGUGCGACCAAGAGAAUAAUUACAGCAUGUUCUUGCAGGGAGUUGUUGACGAUGAGAUGAGAUUUCUAGAUAUUGUGACGGGUUGGCCUGGAGGCAUGACUGUGUCUAGACUCUUGAAGUGUACAGGAUUUUAUAGAAACUGCGAGGCUGGUGAGCGCUUGAAUGGGAACGUCAGAAUUUUAUCUGAAGGGGCGGAGAUCAGAGAAUAUGUUGUAGGUGGGGUUGGCUAUCCUCUCCUUCCAUGGCUCAUAACUCCUUGUGAGUAUAAUGACAUCCCAUCCUCCAUGUCGGGUUUCAAGACAAACCAUGAGGCUGCACGGUCGCUUGCAGUGAGGGCAUUCUCACAGUUGAAGGGCACUUGGAGGAUCCUUAGUAAAGUUAUGUGGAGACCUGAUAAACGGAAACUCCCAAGUAUUAUCUUGGUCUGUUGUCUGCUUCACAAUAUUAUCAUUGACAGUAAAGAUAAAUUGCAACCAGAUGUUGCUUUGUCUAGCCAUCAUGACCCAGGUUAUGGACAACAAUGCUGUAAGCAAGUUGAUCCAUUGGGAAAAGCCAUGAGAGAAAACAUAGCCAAACACUUGCAGCAUGGCAAAGAGAAGGCUCCAUCAAAUUGAUCAAUCUCCCUCGUCACUUCCAAAGCUUAAUUCUUUUGACUGUGUUGGCUCAACCUAUGUUUGAGCUCGAGCCUACUUAACAAGAUGUCCGGGCGAAGUUCCGAUGUGAGUUUCUAGACUCAGUUGAUGAGAGGAAGUACCUUUAAAAUGUUAAGGUUGUUAUGAUAGUGCCAUGGGUUCUGGUAAACUUCAUGAGUGUUAUAUCUGCUAUUGGUUAACAUUUCCUUUCUGAUGGAACACUCAGGGACAAUCUCAAUGGCUGUUCUGUACAAGUCCCAUGCAUGGGAGGGGGGAUGAACUACCCAACUAGGAUGUACCCACGCUGAAUGAGGAUUCAUUGUAAUCACUAUUGAACAUCCAUGAAAAUCAUUCUGCCUAGCCUUGAUAUGUUUCCUUUGCUA
Messenger RNA from Vitis vinifera (wine grape), 1763 nucleotides. Its product is annotated as protein ANTAGONIST OF LIKE HETEROCHROMATIN PROTEIN 1. Bases 160 to 1362 code for a protein of 400 amino acids. Lineage: Eukaryota; Viridiplantae; Streptophyta; Magnoliopsida; Vitales; Vitaceae. The transcript has 2 exons. Gene Ontology annotation, cellular component: PRC1 complex; ESC/E(Z) complex. The record is from RefSeq and is a predicted model, not a curated record. Gene Ontology annotation, molecular function: chromatin binding.